Messenger RNA from Nannizzia gypsea CBS 118893, 1287 nucleotides. RefSeq names its product growth protein 3 inhibitor. Gene Ontology annotation, cellular component: Rpd3L complex; nucleus; Rpd3L-Expanded complex. Gene Ontology annotation, biological process: regulation of DNA-templated transcription. The transcript is spliced from 2 exons. Lineage: Eukaryota; Fungi; Ascomycota; Eurotiomycetes; Onygenales; Arthrodermataceae. The record is from RefSeq and is a predicted model, not a curated record. The coding region runs from base 1 to 1287 and encodes 428 amino acids.
AUGGCACAUGCAGAGGAUUGCUCCUCUGUGCUUGAGCAGUUUGUCCACAAUGUCGCAAACUUGCCAGCAGAAAUAAACCAUCUGAUGGAGGAGAUACAAGCCAAAGAUAAAAUAAUACAAGAGUGUCGCGCUAUUAUCAACUCGAGGGACGGGAGUUUACAGAAAUUUAUCAAGAUAAACGGAAGCCAUGCCUUGAACCCAAAAGAGGAGGCAUACAGCAAGACUAUCCUGCAAAAUAUGGACCGAUGCCAGGUACUGCAGGAUGAGAAGGUUAUCUUGAGCGAUAAGGCGAGCAUCCUGCUGGACCGGCAUAUCAAGAGACUUGACGUUAAAAUCCGCGAACUUCAAAAUGAUGGCCUUCUCUCGAACGAUCCGCCUCUCCCCUCUCUCUUCCAGAAUAAGGAUUCACAUCGUGAAACCCCCAAGGCUAUAUUUCCCGAGGCCACUGUCCAUGAAGGGUCUUAUUCCGCACCGUUAAAUGCUGCGUCGGGAAACGUGAAUUUACAAUAUAGCCUUGCCCAGAGGUUGAAUAAUAAUAAUGUCUCCCGUGUAUCUGCAGGGGCUGCUGCUGCUACCCAAGCUGCGGCUCGCAACUCAGCGCCUGCUACACCGGCAGCCACAGCUUUACACCAACAGCGCCGUGAAUCAUCAGCGGGAGCAGCUGAUAGCAAGCGGCGUCGGUUAAAUGGGUCAAUUAGCACGCUGCCUGUUGCACCCUCAAAUCUCCGGCAGUCAUCAACUGGCCCUGGGACACCCAAGGCCGGGACACCAGGAGUAUCACGGGCAGGUAGCGCCGGCCCCCGUUCAACAACCGGAGUAAAGAAGCCCACCACAAAGAAGGUUGCGCCGCAUCAGCAAGUGCGCAAGAUAAAGGCACAUAAUGCACCCGGAAAGCCGACAAAACGAUCUUCAAGCGGAAAUCGCUUGAAACCUGUAUCAGGAAAUGGGAGGAAAAAAUCUCGAUCUCCAGCCUCAGGCCUAGCAGAUGAAGAAGAAGACGAAUCAAUGCUCAGCAGUGCUGACAUGUCUGAUUCCGAAAACGUUCAUGUGUCUCGACGACAAAUGGCACGGUCUUCGCAAGAGGAUGCGGAUGACGACGACGAUGAGGAGGGAGGCGAAGACACAAAAACAUAUUGCACUUGCCGAAGCGUUAGCCAUGGAGACAUGGUUGCUUGUGAUAAUGACAACUGCCCAUACGAGUGGUUUCAUUGGAAGUGUGUUGGACUUACCAGGGAGCCCUUGGGAACUUGGUAUUGCGAUGAGUGUCGUAAGAAUUUGGGGAAAUGA